Schistosoma turkestanicum is the source of this 562-nucleotide messenger RNA. Lineage: Eukaryota; Metazoa; Platyhelminthes; Trematoda; Strigeidida; Schistosomatidae. The record is from the annotation of a GenBank genome assembly.
AGAACAAGAAUCGAGUACAAAGAAAUAAUUUGGUUUAUACUAGCUCGUGAGAAAGAUAUUGGACAUUAGAGAUUGCAAUGUGUUUUAACUCAUCUAAAUACAGGUUACUAUAACCUCUCAGUUUAUAAAAUUAUCAAAAUUAAUGUCUCUUUCUAAUGAUCCUUAUUAUUGUCACGAGCAGGUUCAGAUACCACCCGCUCUCCCAGACAUUUUAAAGCAAUUUACCAAAGCAGCUAUUAGAACGCAACCUAAAGACGUUCUCAAAUGGUCACAUGCAUAUUUUAAAGCAAUUGCACAGAAUGAAGUACCACCAGUCAAAAUGAGACUUGAGCUUCCAAUAAGUACACAAAAGACAGAUACAGGUUUAACGCCUGGACUUCUAAGAAUUUUAAAUAACCAGCUUGCAUCAAUGAAAGUUUUACCAUUAUCUGUCAUUGAAGAAAAAUGGAAGGAUUUAUCGUUACCGGUGGAACGAUUUCAAGAAAUUUGUCGCAUAGGUAAUUUUGUGGAUACUUGUGAAUGGAGGUGGUUUUUAGCACUAGCUGCUUCAGACUUAUGCUCU